AUGCGUCGCAAUCUGCUAGGCCGAGUCUUCACAGUCCUAGCUGGACUUGCCAGCACAGCGACUGGACUGGGCAUGACACAUCUUCGACGAGAGCUGAGCCUGACUGCGGAAUUCGGAAUCAAUCCCGACACGAUUUUGAAGCAACACAAGUCUGCAAAGACUCUGGUCAAUGAAAUACCAGCUGAAAAUGUCACGCUGAUGACUGUUUGGAUCCCAAUUGAUCAUGAAGACCCGUCCGUUGGCUUUUAUGAAAAUCGCUACUGGGUCAACGAUGAGUACUACCGUAAAGGGGGACCUGUGGUUGUUUACGAUGCAGGAGAGAUCAAUGCGGAGAUUACAGCGACCAAGAACCUGGGUAAUUCGAGCUCGGUUCUUGCAGAAUUGCUCGAGGAAUUUGGAGGGAUCGGCGUAGUCUGGGAGCAUCGAUACUAUGGAGAGUCACUGCCUUUCAACGUCGGCCUCGACUCCCCACCGGAGCACUACAAAUACCUGACCAACAAGCAAGCCUUGGCCGAUAUCCCUUACUUUGCGCAGAACUUCACUCUUGACGGUUACGACGAAGAUCUGACCCCCAAUUCCAAGCCAUGGGUCAUGAUGGGGGGCUCCUACUCUGGCAUGCGAGCCGCUUUCACCCGCGAUGCCUACCCAGACAUCAUCUAUGCGGCCUGGGCAUCCUCUGCACCCGUUGAAGCUCGCGUGAACAUGAGCAUGUACUAUGACCAGAUCUACGAUGGCAUGAUCGCCAACGGUUACCUGAACUGCACCAAAGACAUCAAAGCGGCGCUCACGUACAUCGACGAUGAACUCUCCCGAAGCGAAUCAUCCGCUGCUGCCAUCAAGCAGCUCUUCUUUGGUCCUGGCGCCGAGGAAAAUAAUAAUGGGGAUUUCACCGCCGCAGUGGGUGGAAUCUUUGGAUAUUUCCAAGCCUAUGGACUCGGUGGUGGAGAAGGCGGGUUGGGUGCAUUCUGCGAUUAUCUCGAGACUGAUGGAUAUUCCAUGCGCCCCGCUGGGCCCGACGGUCUUGCGUCCUGGCGAGGGAACCAGUACGUUGCCGAGCGAUAUGCGGCUUGGCCCAUCUUCAUUGACGUGGUCAAUUACAAUUAUGACACCAAUUGCCGACAAACCGAUUACACCAGACCGCUUGAAUGUGAGCUCAAUCCCGUCACGAAUAACCCAGAUACGAUCAGUUGGUUCUGGCAAUUUUGCACCGAGUUUGGAUACUAUCAGAUCAACAACGCGGGACCACAUUCCCUCCUGUCCAAAUAUCAAUCGAUCGAGUAUCAACAAUACACCUGCAAUCGUCAAUUUCCCGAGGCUGUCAAAAUGGGGCUUUUGCCCACUCGUCCGCAGGCUGAAGCAACCAAUCGUGAAACCGGUGGAUGGACCAUCCGUCCGUCCAACGUGUACUGGAGCGGUGGUCAAUUCGAUCCGUGGCGCACCCUCUCGCCUCUUGCUACAGGAGAUAUUGCUCCGCAGGGCGUGAACUUUACCACUGUGAUCCCACAGUGCGGAGCGGAGACUUCCGAGGACACAGUGUUUGGAUACAUCAUGGAUAAUGCAGAGCACUGUUUUGAUUUAAUCCGUGACUUUGAACCCGGUAAGAUCUCGCGUGGAUACUUUCACGACGCGCUUCGAUCUUGGCUCCCGUGCUUCAAACCUGCUUCUCCCAGCAAGUAG
Molecule: messenger RNA, 1677 nt
Organism: Penicillium oxalicum
Lineage: Eukaryota; Fungi; Ascomycota; Eurotiomycetes; Eurotiales; Aspergillaceae
Product: putative serine peptidase, family S28
Exons: 3
Coding region: 1-1677 (558 amino acids)
Biological process (GO): proteolysis
Molecular function (GO): serine-type exopeptidase activity; dipeptidyl-peptidase activity
Source: RefSeq, a predicted model, not a curated record